GAGCAGGAAAAGUGAAAUACUGACUAAAUGAUUUUAAAGUAAACAGUAAAGCACUUCUGUGAGUAAGUAACAGCGUCGAACAAAUACCGGAAAUGCAAGCGUACAAUGUAAAAAAAAUAAUAUAAAGGGUUUUAAUAUAUAUUUCAGAAUGACUAUAAUGUAUAUUUCAGUUACUACUUCCUGUUUCUAUCAGUAACUAUUGUUUGUUUUGUCAUUUACUAACUGCUCAAAGUGCACUGAGUUUGUCACAGUUCAAGUGGAUUUUAUGUGUUUACUCACACAGAGAAAGUUAUAUUUUACUCUAACAGCACGACACUGAGAGCUUUAGUUCUGGAUAAUUUUCAUGAAUAAUGUGUAAAGUUAUCUGUGGUCUAAAUCCACUCUCAUGGUGUCUCCUGUGUCAGUCAUGGCUUCCUCCAGCAGUGUCCUGUGUGAAGAUCAGCUCCAGUGCUCCAUCUGUCUGGAUGUGUUCACUGAUCCAGUCUCUACUCCAUGUGGACACAACUUCUGUAUGAUCUGUCUCAAAGAGUUCUGGGACAGCAGUUCACACUGCCAGUGUCCAGUGUGUAAGGAGGAAUUCCCUAAAAGACCUGAACUACGUGUAAAUACAUUCAUCUCUGGACUUGCUGCUCCGUUUAAGAAGCAAGUUCCCCUCAAACCUAAAAAGGUUCUGUGUGACUCCUGCACUGAGGAGAAGCUGGAAGCUCUAAAGUCCUGUCUGCACUGUGGCGUUUCCUACUGUAAUAUUCAUCUGAUGCUCCAUAAAACCACACCUAAACUCAUGAAGCACAAACUGAUGGAGCCUGUGGAGAACCUGGAGGACUACAUCUGCCAGAAACAUGAGAGACCCCUGGAGCUGUUCUGUAGAGAUGACCAGAUGUGUGUGUGUCAGUUCUGUACUGAGGGAGACCACAAAACUCACAACACUGUUCCUAUAGAGGUGGAAGUUAGAUCAAAGAAGACUGAGUCAUGGUUCAUGCAAGCAGAAGUACAGAAGAUGAUCCAGGACCGUCUGUGGAAAAUUGAGGAAAUCAAAAAAUCUAUAGAACUCAAUAAAAAAAUCACAGAGAAAGCAGACGGUGUGGAGAUCUUCAGUGCUCUUAUGCGCUGCAUUGAGAGAAGCCAGGCUGAGCUGCUUCAGGUGAUGGAGGAGAAGCAGAAAGCAGCAGAGAAGCAGGCUGAAGAGUUGAUUAAAGAGCUGGAGCAGGAAAUCACUGCGCUAAAGAGGAGAAACACUGAGCUGAAGCAGCUCUCACACACCGAGGAUCACCUCCACCUCCUACAGAUUUACCCGUCACUCCGAAUACCUCCACACACCCAGGACUGGACUGAUUUCAGCAUUAACCGUCAUCUGACUGUGGUGUCUCUGAUUAGAAUAAUGAUUCAGGAGAUGCUCAGUACGGAAGUAGGCAAGAUUGAUGAGAUCAAGCUAAAAGGACUUCAGCAAUAUAAAGUGGAUGUGACUCUGGAUCCUGAUACAGCAAAUCCAUUUCUUAUCCUGUCUGAUGAUAGGAAACGAGGUACAUGUGGAGACGAUCAACAGAAUCUCCCUGAUAACCCAGAGAGGUUUGAUCUUUGUCCCUGUGUGCUGGGAAAGGAGGGAUUCUCCUCAGGGAGAUUUUACUAUGAGGUGCAGGUCAGAGGAAAGACUGAGUGGUAUUUAGGAGUGGUUAGAGAGAAUGCUAAGAGAAAGGGGGAGAUAACAUCCUGUCCUGAAGAUGGAUACUGGUGUGUGUGUCUGAAGAAUGAAACAGAAUUCUCAGCCUGUGACUCUCCUGUUAUUCACAUCACCAUGAAACCGGCUCCUCAGAAGGUGGGGGUGUUUGUGGAUUAUGAGGAGGGCCUGGUCUCCUUCUAUGAUAUUGAAGCCAUGUUUCAUAUCUACUCAUUUACUGGUCAGACUUUUAUUGAGAAAAUCUAUCCAUUCUUCAGCCCCUGCAGUAAUCAUGGUAGUAAAAACUCACCACCACUGAUCAUUUGUCCUGUUAAUUAGUCUAAUAUUUGUUGAAUUGAAAUCUGUUAACAUCGUCUAGUAAAUCCAUGCCUUAAACUUUAAUUAUCUUACCUGUUUAUUAACUUUAUAAUUAUUGUGAACAUCUUUCAUAUUAAUAAAAAAUAAAAUGAAUGUUAUUUAAUGGAUUUCCAAAUCGUUUAACAAUCCUCGGUGGUGUAAAAGCAGAUCUGAAUGCAGAAUGUAUUGCUAAAUGUAUUUCUAACUGUAUUAGCUGAACGGGAUUGUUAACCAACUGAUAUGAUCCUUUUUUUUCUGUUCUUAUAUGGUCUCUGUAAGAUCAAACCUGUCCAUGUUCCUGUUCAAAAUAAACAAAACGGAUCACACA
Molecule: messenger RNA, 2339 nt
Organism: Ictalurus punctatus (channel catfish)
Lineage: Eukaryota; Metazoa; Chordata; Actinopteri; Siluriformes; Ictaluridae
Product: E3 ubiquitin-protein ligase TRIM39
Exons: 6
Coding region: 386-1993 (535 amino acids)
Molecular function (GO): protein binding; zinc ion binding
Source: RefSeq, a predicted model, not a curated record